Molecule: messenger RNA, 2390 nt
Organism: Nicotiana tabacum (common tobacco)
Lineage: Eukaryota; Viridiplantae; Streptophyta; Magnoliopsida; Solanales; Solanaceae
Source: RefSeq, a predicted model, not a curated record
UCUGCAAUUAAAUUUUUAGAUAUUAUUAUAAUCGAAGGACAAGAAUCUCUAGCUGGGAGAAACCUCUAGAGCUGAUGACAGAUAUGGAGAGGGCGGAUGCAUCAACUGACUGGAGAGAAUUUACAAGUCCUCAGGGAAAAAAGUAUUACUACAACAAGGUUACUAGAAAGUCAAAAUGGAAAAUGCCUGAUGAAGUCAAGUUGGCUCGUCAGGGUAUGAAAGUGGAUUUAGUCAAGGGAUUGGGAAAAGAAAGGGACAGUAUUUCACACGCUUCUGAUUUUGGAUCCAUUUCUGGUGUGAAAACAUCAUCCCCCAGUGCAAAUGGUUCACCAGUCUCAGCACAAGGAGCUAUGUCAAGCCCAAUUGCUGUGGCACCAGUUUCUAACUUACCAACUAUUGUGGCUUCAGAAUCAUCAAGUUUAUCUGGUAAUAUUUCUUCCCUGACGAUUGGUGCAGUCGAAAUGCAGAAUUCUUUGGAACCUGCCUCGCCAGCUGUUGCUACUUCAGAGAAAAAUGGAACAGCAGUAACCUUGGAAAAUUCUGUUGCAACACCAGUGACUAGUUCUGAGUUUCCUUCAGCUCAGGACUCAAUAGUGUAUGAAGAUGGAGUUUCUCUGGAAAAUACGGAGGAAGUUAAGAAAGAUGCUACGAUAUCUGAAACAGGCAGUGUUACUCCAUCAGAAGAGAAAACAGUUGAGCCGGGACCAUUAGUUUAUGAGAGCAAAGCGGAGGCAAAGAGUGCAUUCAAAAUUCUUCUAGAGUCUGCAAAUAUUGGGUCUGACUGGACGUGGGAUCAGGCAAUGAGAGCAAUAAUCAAUGACCGGAGAUAUGGUGCUCUAAAAUCUCUUGGUGAGCGGAAGCAAGCUUUUAAUGAGUAUCUGAGCCAUAAGAAAAAACUGGAAGCUGAAGAGAGACGUGUUAAACAGAAGAAAGCUCGGGAAGAUUUCAGGAUAAUGUUAGAAGAGUGCAAGGAGCUGGCACCAUCUACAAGAUGGAGUAAGGCAAUCUCCAUAUUCGAACAUGAUGAACGUUUUAAAGCUGUUGAACGAGCAAAAGAUCGUGAGGACCUUUUUGAAGAUUAUAUGGAGAAACUUGAGAAAAAGGAGCGUGCAAGGGCAUUGGAGGAGCAGAAGCGCAACAGAGUGGAGUAUUUAGAAUUUUUAAAAUCCUGUGACUUUAUUAAGGCCAGCAGCCAGUGGCGGAAAGUUCAGGACCGCUUAGAAGAUGAUGAAAGAUGCUCUUGCCUUGAGAAAAUUGACCGUUUGGAGAUUUUCCAGGAAUAUAUACGUGAUUUAGAGAGGGAAGAGGAGGAGCACAGGAAACUGCGGAUGGAUGAAUUGAGGAAAGCAGAACGUAAAAAUCGUGAUGAGUUCCGAAAACUGAUGGAAGAGCAUCUUGCUGCGGGAAUACUUAAUGCAAAAACUAACUGGCGUGAUUAUUGCAUCAAGGUCAAAGAUUUACCUGCAUAUCAGGCUGUCUCAUCAAAUACCUCAGGGCCAACAGCAAAAGACUUAUUUCAAGAUGUUUUUGAUGAGCUGGAGAAACAGUAUCUUGAUGACAAGUCACGCAUUAGAGAUGCAGUUAGGAUGGCUGAGAUAGGACUGACAUCAACCUGGACGCUUGAAGAUUUUAAGGUUGCAAUUGCAAAGGAUAUUAGCUCUCCACCGAUAUCAGAUACCAACUUAAAGUUUGUCUUUGAAGAGUUACUGGAAAGGGCCAGGGAGAGAGAAGAAAAAGAAGCUAAAAGACGUAAACGUCUAGCAGAUGAAUUCUAUGAACUUCUGCAUACAUCAAAGGAAAUUACUGCAUCAUCAAAAUGGGAGGACUGCAAAUCCAUCUUCGGAGAUAGAAUAAUGGGCGAAGAGAGCUUUCUUCUGGAAAUAUUUGACAAAUUCAGUAGUGAACUAAAAGAAAAGGCAAAAGAGAAGGAGCGGAAGCGGCAAGAGGAUAAGGCAAGAAAAGAGAAGGAAAGGAAAGAUAGAGAAAAGAAGAAGGAAAAGCAUAGAAGGGAUAAAGACAGAGGGGAUAAAAGCAGGAAAGAGAGGGAAAGAACCAAGAAAGAUGGCACAGACAGCGACAAGGCUGAUACAUACAGUUUCGAGGAGAUCAAAAGGUUAGGAAGUGACAGAGAUAAGAAACACCGCAAGCGGCAUAUGAGUUCCUUUGAUGACAAUGAAAAUGAGAAAGAUCAUUCAAGAAAUUCUUACAGACAUGAUAAUGAUCAUAAGAAGUCAAAACAGGUGGACCAGCACGUGUGGAGUUCUGAAGUUAAUUCCGAGGGCCAGCAUAAGAAACAAAAGCGAGAUCAUAGGAGUGGUUCUCAUAGGGAUGGUGACAGUGAGGAUCAUAAAGAUGGGGAAUUUGGUGAGGAUGGAGAAGUUCGGUAGCUU